Molecule: messenger RNA, 10193 nt
Organism: Sardina pilchardus (European sardine)
Lineage: Eukaryota; Metazoa; Chordata; Actinopteri; Clupeiformes; Clupeidae
Gene: tet3
Product: tet methylcytosine dioxygenase 3
Exons: 11
Coding region: 555-6425 (1956 amino acids)
Biological process (GO): positive regulation of transcription by RNA polymerase II
Cellular component (GO): nucleus
Molecular function (GO): zinc ion binding; DNA 5-methylcytosine dioxygenase activity; DNA binding
Source: RefSeq, a predicted model, not a curated record
AGUGACGGGGGCUGAAAGGAGAGCUAGACCAAGAGCAUACGAGCAGGGGAGAGAAAAAGGGGAUAUAGAAAAGAGAGAAGGGAGGAGCGGAGCGACAUAAUGAGGGAGGAAACAAGGCGAGAGCAGAGAAGACCGACAGCCGAGAGAGGAGACAGAGAGCAAAGUGUGCGUGGGGGGAGGUGUGUGUGAGCGCGUGCGUGUGUGUGUGUGUGUGUGUGUGCGUGCGUGUUUACGCUUGUGUGCCGCACUGAACGAGAGAGAGAGAGAGAGAGCGAGAGAGAGAGAGAGAGAGAGAGAGGGGAAAAAACACACACACACCAGAUUGCCAGUGGCUCUCUUUCCUCCGCUAACCCGAACCUGUGUUCCAUGUACUUCUCUUUGUGCCUCUCGCAUUACGGUAUCACCAGUAGCUGUGUCAGGACACUAAUAGGCAGGGACAAAGCUGAAGUAGAUGAACUUCAGAUGACAGCGCGGAGACUGAUGGCAGAGCUGAUGCAGCAAAACAAACUGUUUCGAGGGUGGCUCCGGUGCAUGGCCCCAGUGGACGUGGCCAGAUGGAAAUCGGGUCCCAUGACCACCUGGUGGACGGCGUGCUGAGCCAGGAACCGGCCAACGGCGUGAGCAGGCACCUCGCCUGUGAGGAGGGCGACGCGAGCGGAGGCGAGAACGUCGGAGGAGGAGGAGGUAGGAGGCCUCAAGCCUGGGGAGCGGGUGCCGGGAGCCAUGAGAAGGCCUCCUACCCCCAGGGCCAGGCUCCUCCGCCGCAGUCCCAGCAGGAGUGCUGGAGCGGGGGCACGCUGAAUGCCGUGGACAUGGAGGACGCCAGGAACCUGGUGGCCUUCUCGGCCAGCGCCGGGUCCCUCCUGCCGGCGUCGGCGUCGUCGGCCGGGCCCGAGUCACAGCCCUGCACGGCGCAGCUGUACGAGAAGUUCAACCGGGAGAUGGCGGCGGCGGCUGGCCGGGCGGACAAGGGCGAGCGCUGCCCGCCGGAGGACAUCAACACUCUCCAGACGGCCCUCAGCCAGGCCAGGCACGGCCACAAGCCCCCCAACUGUGACUGCGACGGGCCCGACUGCCCCGACUACCUGGAGUGGCUGGAGAAGAAGAUCCGGCUGGCGGGCGACAGCCAGCAGGGGAAGACGCACUGCAAGAUGUCCGAAGCACUCCAGUCGCACCCCCACCAACCCCACCACCAGCCCUCCCAGCACCCGCACCCUCCCCAGCCCAACGGGGCGAGCGGCGGCUGCGGUCAGGGAGCUCCUCCUCCCGGCCAGGCGCUCGGCGAAAAGCCCCCGGCGCUCGUCCGCUGCCCGCCGCCGCCCAUCCCGUGUUCGCCCAGCGUGCUGUCCAUCGCCAAGGAGAAGAACAUCAGCCUGGAGACGGCCAUCGCUCUGGAGGCGCUCACCCAGCUGUCGGCCACCAUCCCGCAGAGCGGAGUCCCUCCGACGGAGGCGUCCAUGAAUCACCCCCAGCAGCAGCAGUACGCGCCGCACCAUCCGUCGAUGCAUCCCCAGCACGGGGCCAGGCUGAUGCCGUCGUCCCCAGCACCGCUGUCCUCUUCCUCCUCCUCUUCCUCCCAGAUGCAGCAGCAGGCCGUCCGUCCCGGCGUGGACCCCCAGCAGGACUCUCGCUCCUGGGAGCAGCAGCAGCAGCAGCAGCAGCAGCACAGGCCCCAGUCUCAGGGGGAGGCUCCGCGCGUGAUGAUCCCCCACCAUCACCCCUCCCAGUACUCGCCCUCCGUCUCGCCCUUCGCGGGUCCGCCGCACCCCCAGGACGGCACCCGGAGCCCCCUGCCCCAGCAGUGGCAGCAGCAGCAGCAAGGUCCGCGCGGGGGCUCCCCCAGGACCCCGUGGAUGGGGCCGAUGAACCCCGAGUCGCAGCCCCAGUUCGCUCCCCGAGGCGGUGGCGGCGGCGACCCCAUGUCCGAGCUGAAGCAGCUGCUGGGAGACGCCAGCGGGAAGUACGUCAACGCCGGCUUCAGGUUCCCCGGCCCCCAGCCCCCGCCCAACAACCACGACAUGGCCGCCGCCGGGGGCCCGCAUCCCCGCAUGCCCACCAUCAAGCAGGAAGUGGACGGCGGCGAGUACCUGAACUCGGCCAUGGCGCGCUACGUCAUGAUGAACGGGCAGCAGCACCCGCAGCAGUACCCCGGCUCCCCCCUCUCCCCCGCCGCCCUGUCCAUCAGGCACUCAACUCAGGCAGCACUUCAGCAGCACCUUCACCACAAGCGAAACCUCUUCUCCAACCCCCUGUCCCCCGGCCAGCGGGCGCCCAUGGCCUGCCAGAACCUGCGCAAGUGGUGGCCCCAGAUGUCGCCGGACAUGCCGCCCAUGAUGCCCAUCAAGCAGGAGCCCAAGGAGCCCAAGAAGAGGACCCCGCAGAGCUCGCCGCUGACCAAGCUGGGGCCCCCCUUGCCCAAGCCCAAACAGAUUGUCAUUAAGAAGGUCAAGCAGAAGGCGUCGCAGCCCACCUUCCUCCCGCAGAGUCAGAUCGUGGCGCAGAAGGCGAAGGCCCAGUCCCUCGCCGCUCAGUGUCUGCCCGGCAUGGGGCCGGCGUCGGUCUCGGCGUUCCCCUUCCCGAACCCCUCUCAAGCUGUUGCGGCGCCCGUGGCCCCGGCUCAAUCUCAGGAAUCCAUUUUGAACGGUUGUAGUGUAGUUCCCUCCUUGGCGUACGGCGGCAUCGCCGCCGGAACCGCCCCGCCCUCGUCGUCCGUCCCGCUCCCCGUCGCCACCCCGGUCGCGCCACGAGACGACUCGGCGACCUCAGGCUCCUCCUCCGGCGGGCCAGCGGCGUCCGGUGCGCUCGCCCCCGGCCUCACCUCCACACAUCAGACCUCCGCUCAGUCCGCACCCCUCCUCACGGGCCUCAGCUCGCUCGACCCCAAGUUCGAGGACCUGAUUCGCCAGUUCGAGGAAGAGUUCGGCGAGACCCCCGCCGCGUCCUCAGACGCAUCCAUGUCCGCGUCGUCGGCCGCCGCCCCCAAUCCUCCCCACGCCCAAGCGGAAGGUUCCGGUCAGCCGGAGGCCGCGGAGCCCCAACAGGAUGCUAACUCAGGGCUAGCCAAACCCACGUCGCCGCCCGCGGAGCAGCCCCGCGCCCCGUCGGCCGGCCCGCAGGCCAUGGAGGUGGGAGGGCAGCAGACCGAAGCUGGCGUUGCAAGUGAAGGCGCACUCUCAGCUUCCACCCAGUCCCCUGCUGUGAGCCAGACACAUCAGCAGGGCGAGCUCUCAUUGUCCGCCGCCGGUCCGCCCGCGCCCAUCUCCCUCGAUGCCCUCCUGGGGCUGCCACCGCAGCAGCAGCAGCAGCAGUGCCAUAUGCUCCAGGACCCCUUCGCAACACCGGGCUCGCCAGCGUCCAAGCGCGUGAAGAUCGAGUCGUCCGGAGGCUUGACGGUGAUCUCCACCACCAGCUGUCUAACCCCCGGGACGGAGGAGGACACCCCGACAAAGGACCCCAUGACGCCCUCCCUCAAAGGAUUCUUGGAGUCACCGCUGCGCUACCUUGACACCCCUACGAAAAAUGUGCUGGACACCCCUGCCAAGGAUAGCCAGGCCGAGUUUCCCGUCUGUGACUGUGUGGAGCACAUCCAGGAGAAGGAUGAGGGGCCGUACUACAACCACCUGGGGGCUGGACCCACCGUGGCCUCGAUCAGAGACCUUAUGGAGGCCAGGUACGGAGAGAAGGGAGAGGCCAUCCGCAUCGAGAAAGUGGUUUACACUGGGAGGGAAGGAAAGAGUUCUCUGGGAUGCCCCAUCGCAAAAUGGGUGAUCCGGCGCAGCGGAGAGAAGGAGAAGCUGCUGUGUCUGGUGCGCCACCGGGCAGGGCACCACUGUGCCAACGCCGUCAUCAUCAUUCUCAUCAUGGCGUGGGAGGGCGUGCCGCGCUUGUUCGCCGAUAAGCUCUACAAGGAGAUCGCUCAGACGCUGACCAAGUAUGGCAACCCCACCAGUCGCCGCUGCGGACUCAAUGAUGAUCGGACCUGUGCGUGCCAGGGGAAGGACUCUGAGACCUGCGGUGCGUCCUUCUCCUUUGGGUGUUCCUGGAGCAUGUACUUCAAUGGGUGCAAGUACGCCCGCAGCAAGGUGCCCCGCAAGUUCAGGCUGCAGGGAGAACAUCCUGAAGAUGAGGAGGUUCUCAGGGAAAACUUCCAAGGUCUGGCCACUGAGGUGGCUCCUCUGUAUAAGCAGCUGGCCCCACAGGCUUACAGCAACCAGUGUCAGCAUGAGGAUGAGGCCAUAGACUGUCGACUUGGACUGAAGGAAGGGAGGCCUUUCUCCGGAGUAACGGCCUGCAUGGACUUCUGCGCCCACGCCCACAAAGACCAGCACAAUCUGCACAACGGCUGCACUGUGGUGUGCACUCUAACGAAAGAGGACAAUCGGACGGUGGGUGAGCUCCCCGCGGAUGAGCAGCUGCACGUGCUUCCGCUCUACAAGGUUUCCAACGCCGACGAGUUUGGCAGCGUGGAGAAUCAGCGGCGUAAGAUGGAAACGGGGGCCAUCCAUGUGCUAAACAACUUUCGACGUGAGGUCCGUAAGCUUCCUGAGCCGGCCAAAUCUUGCCGUCAGCGCCGGCUGGAGGCCAAGAAGGCUGCGAUGGAGAAGAAGAAGGGCACGAAGACGCCAGCAGAGACUCCAGAAAAGACUAUCAAAACCGAGACGAUCCAUAGAGGAUCCCCACACCUCCAGCAAGGCAAUAAAGCAAUCCCAAAACAAGAGAUGAAGCCCAACAUCAAAAAAGAGCCUGUAGAUCGAUACCAUUCCUUUAAUGGUGCCCUACCACCGGGCUACCCAGCGCCAGGCAACGGCCAGGCAGCAGAGCCCUACGGGGGCAUGAACAAUGCCUACCCCUACCCAGGAUACUAUGCAAGAGGAGGCCUCCCUUCCAACAGCCAGACUCCUGCAGCAGCGCCCGUCAACGGCUUUCACCCCAAUCUUCCGGCACUGCCCUACGGUUAUUGCAACUACCCCCCCAAAGCACUCUUCCCUCCAGAGCUGAUGGGCUACGAGGGCCGUAGUGGAUCGUGGCCCAAUGGAGCAGCUGGAGCAGCUGGAGCCGCAUCCUUCGACCAGAAACCCGACGUUCAAAGCCUGCAAGCCAGGCUGGGACAUGCCGAAGACCCAGCGCUCCGUGGCUACGUCACCCCCUCCAACACGCCUCAGCCCCACGGACGCCCGAGCCACACUCCCACUCCCCCGCCAGAGCCUCGCAGAGCCACGCCAGUGAUUAAGCAAGAGCCCAUGGAUGUCCCGGUGUAUGGCAACUGCAGGCCAGACGCAGGGUCCCAGAGCUGUCCUGGCACUCCCAGCACCACCCCGCAACCCCCCGAGAGUUGGCCCAGCCACAGGCCCAACGGCCUGAUGUCCAAAGGCUGGGAGGGUCCGCACAGACCGGGUGCUGCCGACUCUCCCUUCACCCCCGACAAGCAGAUGCUCCACCAGAAUCCCACCCAUCACCCUCAACACGCGUAUCCCCAGCAACAACAGCAGCAUCAGCAGCAGCAGCAGCAGCAGUGGAAUCAUUUCCAUGGCCACAAUACCCCCAUGGCCUCCCCUGCUCCUUCUCCAUCACCGUCGCUCAAGCAGGGCUUCUCUCCUGCUCCAUCUCCUCACCCCACCACCCCGCGCCACUGGGAAAGCCCAUCCCCAAGUGGUCAGCCCAAAGCCUGGCCUGCUGGCUUCAGCCCAGCUGUGAAGCUAGAAAACCCUGCAGGAGGUUACCCUGACAAGAUGCUGUCUCGUGGCUCCACUCCCCUUGGGCUCCAGGAGAAAGCUUGGAGGUCCGGUGGCGGUUCGGCCGCCGGUAACACCCCAUCCCCAGCCCCGGAAGGACGUCUGUUCCCCGACGCCCUGCAACGGCCGGACGCUCAAGGCUGCUGGACGCCCUGCAAGUCGGAGAGCGAGGCGGAGAGCCAGGGCGAGCGCGAUCUGGACGACGACGGGGUGUGGUCGGACAGCGAGCACAACUUCCUGGACCCCAACAUCGGAGGCGUGGCGGUGGCCCCGGCGCACGGCUCGGUGCUCAUCGAGUGCGCCCGGCGCGAGCUGCACGCCACCACGCCGCUCAAGCGGCCCGACCGCACGCACCCGUCGCGCAUCUCCCUCGUCUUCUACCAGCACAAGAACCUCAACCAACCCUGCCACGGCCUGGCGCUGUGGGAGGCCAAGAUGAAGCUGCUGGCCGAGCGGGCGCGCCAGCGACAGGAGGAGGCCAUCCUGCUCGGCCUGCCGCCGGAGGACAUCAAGGUCUUCGGGAAGAAGCGCAAGUGGGCCUCGGGGGCGGCCAGUCCCAGCCCGGGGCCGGCCAAGGACAAGAGGGAGGGGGUCGCCACGCGACUCGCUCCCACGCUCAACACCUCCUCGCUGAUCACCGUGUCGUCCUACGCCUACACGCAGCUCACGGGGCCGUACAGUCGACUCGUCUGAGCGCCGCCGGCGUGCUCGGAGGUUGCGGCGGGUCGUUUGGACUAGGUCAGGGAUGGCAUGAAGGAGUGCUGGACAGACAUACCGGUGUCGUCGUCACCCCUGCACCUCCUCUUGCUUCUUGUUCCAGCUCUUCAAUCCCCUUCCAGUGCACCCAGACAGGUGGGGGACCGGCGGGGUGACAUUGACUUGUUUGCUCUUGUAUCUUUUUUUUGUUUUGUUUGUUUUUUUUUACCUCAUAUUUGGCAGCAGUCGGUGUUUUACACUUGACAGACAUGCUGCCCAUGGUGCUCUUCUCCUCUCUUUACUGAGAGGAUUUCAUCGUUCCCUCACCUUCAUUGAAUGAUCCCCUAAUUAUUAUUAUGACUAUAAUUAUCAAUAUUACAAUUGCUAUUGUUACUGUAAACGUCUAUAUUGCAGGUAUUGUUGUUACAUAAUGAAGAUGAUUAUUUUUUAUUUUAAUAUUAUUGUUCACUCAUGUCGAUAUUAAUAUUUUUGACCUUUUUUUAAAUGGUCGUGUAAGAGUGACCUCGCUGUCACGUCUGAUGAGUUUCUAUUGCUUUUCUUUUUGGCCUUUAUCCCAUUGGUCGACCUCUGAAACAGAAGAGGAACUCUUUUUUUUUCACGAUGGCAAGACACAGGUGCGACUGCAACGAAACUGAGACAGAUGUAGACCUUUUUUUGCUUAAAAAGGAUAAAAAGGCGUCGAGGAUUAACAAACAGGCUUCAAGGUGAAAACUAACAAACAAGAAAAUGAGCAUGUGACCAAAACAGAGAGAGGAAGUCCUGAUGUGGCACCACCGGAGGAGCGCACUUGUCUGUGCCUCAGCCAGCCUAACAACGGAGAUCCCCAAAAUUCUGCAUCCUCGGAGCAGCAUUCGCCCUUCUCCUCUCCUCUCCUCUCCUCUCCGGUGCUUCUUCAUCGAGUUUUCCAAAAGAGCGAAUCCCCCCCACACACACUUGCUGCGCUGGCCUACAACUGAAGCUGGGUGCUCUCUUUCACAGCUGAUUUGCAAUCAGGCACAUCUACAGGCAGCCGCAGGGGGGGUCUUAAAUGUGGAGCGAGGGAGUGAGCGAGGCUCUCAUGUCCCUCCAGUGAAAUGGUGCUCGUACGGUUCUCUUGGUUCUCUCUUCGGUGCUGCAGCAGCGGCUGUUGAUGGCCUACUGUCAUUCGAGACUCACACACAUAUUAUGCACACAUUCUCAUACACAGUCACUGAUACACACACACACACACACGCACACACACACCGUCAGGCACUCCCUUCUGGGCACUCUGCACGUGGAAUUGUAGAGGAGUUCUCAUUUUCGGUCCAGCCUUUUCGAGCCAAUGGGACGAGUGCUGGGGUUUGGUGCUAAUAGGGGUCUGUGUUCUUUCCUCUCUCAUCAGAGAGGGAGGCAUUGUGUCCCCUGCCCCCCCUCUCCUCAGACCCUCACUGGAGAUUUAGGCAGAGGCCAAGCAUGACAUCAGCGAAGCAUGACAUCUCAGCUCUCCGCUUUAAGCCUGUGUGCGUGUGUUUGUGUGUGUGUGUCUGUGUGUCUGUGUGUCUGUCUGUCUUUCAGUCUUUCAGAUGAGUCUGUGUUGUGUUGUGUGUAUGACUGAGUGCUUGUGACUUUCUGUGUGUGUGUGUGUGUGUGUGUGUGUGUGUGUGUGUGUGUGAACACAUCUGUCAGGAGGAUGGCGAGGGCUACAGCUGGUUUUGCAGGGGGCUGGACACUGCAUGGUGCUUACCGCCAAUAGGGACCUUGGUGCUCGUUCGGUAGUGAGAAGCUCUCUAUACCUCAUGUUGUAGAGUCACUGGUCACUAGUCAUAGCAUGCUACAAACAUGCGGAUGCCUCAGUGCGAAUGCUUGCUGCCUACAUACACGUUGUGAUCUUUUUUAUUAUUAUUAUUAUUUAUUAUAUAAUAAUAAUGAUUAUUCUUAUUGUGGUUGUUUUUUUCCAUUUUGUUUUUAAUGUUUCAUUUUAACUAAGACGAAUUGUACAUAGAGAAGAAAAGAUUUUAUAAAAGCACUUUUAAUCCUGAUUUUAAUUGAGAAAAAAAAAGCGGAUUAUGGAUAACUUGAAACAUAGUUUUUGUUUUAAUGGAAGUUUAUUGGGAGAGAUAGAAAUGUAAAUAUUUAAAUAUUUAGGUAAGAUUAUUUAACUGGUGAGGUGUCAUGACUACACCAUGAAUGAUUCCGGGAUUUCUAGUCAACAAUUGUCAGUACGUCAAGCCCUUCAAACAACAGUAAAAGACAACCUGAUGUGUUUGGUUUGUAACAUGUAUACCUUAUACUGCUGUCCUGCUCUUCAUAUGUACUGUACUACACCAAUACCUCUAACACAAACCGCGCCCUCUUCCUCAACAACCCUCUUUAUGAACCAGGUAACAAAACUCCCGUUUAAAAAAAACUCCAGACUGUUUUAGGAUGAUAGUGAAUAAUGAAAAAUAAAUGUACACAUAGUGAAGAACUGCUCAUUCUUUUUAUAUUUAAGGAAAAAAAAACAAUUCACAGCGGUUAUGUUGGAUUCAUGAACCAUAAAUUGUAUGAACAGAAGAACAGUCCUUCCCCAGAAGUCGAUAUGGCUGUGCGGUCAUGUGUUUUUAUUGCCCGACACAUUCUCAGAUCAAUCUCCCCGUCCCAUCGCAGCACUUUCUCUUCAUGACUGGUUUCCUUAAUGGACACACUCACACACUCACUCUCCACCGGAUUUUUAAACCAUGAAACCUUUUUUAGAGUUUGAUGUAAACAUUAACAGCAACAGUACAACAACGGACAUUUUGUUAGCAUCAGAUAUUUUGAGCGCUGUUUAGACUUAUUUGUGCAUGAGUAUCCCCUCUUUUUUGGCCUUUUUUUGGGUAGUGAACACCCAUUUUUGACUUUCCUCUCCAUGAAAGGUGGAGAUGGAAGAAAGGAUGAGAAAGAACACAUGGGAUCAUGCAACAGAAAGGUCUCUCCUAAUAAAACAGUUGUGUGGAGGCCCACUAUAUAUGGUGCUAACGCUGGAGUUCACUGUGGAAUAAUGGGAAAGAACUUAGAACAAUUUGUGUUUUUCGUAAGUUUGUUUUUGAGCUCUUAAAAUGAAAGGUGAACAAUUGUUUGCAUUUCUAAGUGUGCUGUAGGAAUUGUCUAUGGUGCUGAUCUUAUUUCUAAGUAAAAUGAAUGGAAACGUGUCACAUGUGAAUCAAAAACACUCAUCACUAUGAAAAGCACUCUUUCCAAGAUACUGUCUGUCCACAAUUACUAAAUAUGGUACUUGAAGAAGACUUUGAAUGCCUGAUCAUUUUACAGACCCGUAUACUAUUGAAGAAAACAAACUGUUAGAUAAAAGAAAAAUCUUGUCAAUUAGAUACAGAACAGAAUUGGACAUGAAAAAAAAAAACUUUUUAGAGUAUUACCCAUAACUGUUUAUUUUUUAUGUAUCCACCCGCACUCACACAUACACCGUCACAUUUUCUCCUAAAUUAUGUAGUGUGCCCCCUCCCUCUCAAUUCUUAGAGGAAUCAUGGUCAGAGCUAUGAUCAUAACCUAUAAUACACAAAUAUACAUAAGAAAACUGGCAGCUACAUUCCUUUAUGGGUUAAAGAUUGUUCUUGAUUCUGUUUUUUAUUUAAUGCCAAGUAUGCAGUAUGUAUAAAAGUGUUUUCUCUUUUGUUCGGUCUCUCUCAUUGUAGCUGUGUGGUGUAUUAAGUGAAUAUAUAGUGUAUGUGGUUAAACCCACAAUAUUGUUUUAUGUUCUGCGAUAAUGAGUAAAAAAAAGAAUAAAAAUGAAAAUUUAAAAAGAAA